AUGUUUAAAAGAAUCGCAAUAGCCCAGAUAAGAACGUAUACAAAUGGCGUUGUUUUCAAGACAGCCUCUAAACCCAAAAGAAGAUGGAUUCCAUGGACAAUUUUUGGGGGAAGUUUUCUUGGAGGGUGGUACUUGACACAGCAUAUGACGUUCACGGACUUACUAGCUUAUUGGAGAUAUGAUGCCCUACCCAAGAACGCAGAUGAAGUCGUCAAAUAUCACGCUGAUCUGAAUAGACGUUUAAAUGGCCUACCCAUAGUAAAACAGUUGGAGAAUGCUGGUUUUGUACAAGUGAUUGCUAAUGAAGAGGAGAACUUGUUAGUGUCAAGGGCAUUAAAUACACCAGGUGGCGUCGCUAUACCACCAAGAGUUUACUACAACCCCAGUAGGCGUGAAACUGUCGGGCUAUACCAUUUAGGAAUGAAACUUACUGGUUAUCCUUUCUUAAUUCACGGAGGCAUUUUAGCAACAGUUAUUGAAGAUUUAAUGAAGGAGGCCAUUAGACUCGAAAAAGGAACAAAAAAUAUAAACCAAGAAACCAAGAAUUUGAGUAUCUCGUACAAGUUCCCCACGUUAGCUAAUCAAUUUGUUGUAGUAAGAACCACCGAUCUUCAGCAAUACGGUAACAAAACUAAAUUAAAGGCUGAACUUAUGGACCAAAGUGGCAACAGGACAUUGGUCAAAGCUAAUGCCACGUUUUCUAGCGAACAAGGGAAUCCAAAAGAAGAAAAAUAG
This is a messenger RNA of Saccharomyces cerevisiae S288C, 735 nucleotides long. RefSeq names its product Fmp10p (gene FMP10). The record is from RefSeq and is marked reviewed. The coding region runs from base 1 to 735 and encodes 244 amino acids. NCBI's taxonomy places the organism in Eukaryota, Fungi, Ascomycota, Saccharomycetes, Saccharomycetales, Saccharomycetaceae. Gene Ontology annotation, cellular component: mitochondrial membrane. The transcript has a single exon.